AUGAGGCCAGCAUUGAGCACGCUUUGGGGAGGCUUCCUCACAGGGCUAAUUGGUCACAGUUCUGCAUUCUUGAUUCAUCCAUAUCCUACCGGUGUCAAGGCAACAGGAGCUUUCAACUGGACUGAGAUCCCUCCUUCAAGAGAGCUUCAAUAUCACAAAUGCUAUGGCUCCUUUGAAUGCGCCAGGCUAGAGGUCCCCCUGGACUGGUCCAACCUCUCAAAUCCCCGCUCGAUCGUUCUGGCAGUCACAAGGCUGCCUGCUGUGGUGGAUGUCGGAGAUGAAUCUUUCGGAGGUACAGUUAUCAUUAAUCCUGGAGGCCCUAGUGGUUCCGGUGUGGCAACUGUGCUUUGGUCUGGCAAGAGCAUCCAAAACGUCCUUGACGGUGACAAGCAUUUCGAAAUCCUGUCUUUCGAUCCCCGUGGCGUACAAUUCUCGACGCCCAGUUUGGCCUGUUUUGAAAAUGACACCUUGAGAUACACACUUGAUCUCCUGGGGGCAGGAGCGGGAAGUCUCGAAUCAAACCAGUAUGCUCUGGAUGUCAAAUGGGGCAUUGACAAAAGCCUUGGACUUCUUUGCGCACAAACGAGCAAAGGCAGGUUCUCUGAUGGUUCAACCAUUCGUCAGUUCGUGAGCACCGCUUUGGUGGCACAUGAUAUGGUGGAAAUCGUUGAUCAAGUUGAUGCACAUCUGCGGAGACAGUUGAGUAGCAGAGGCAGCAAUCAGAAAAACCAACAGUCCGUUCUCUCUGCUAAAUCAAAUGAGGACCCUCCGCUUCUCAACUACUGGGGUUUGUCGUAUGGCUCUUACCUGGGUAAUACCUUUGCCUCUAUGUUUCCGCACCGAAUCGGUCGCAUGGUCUUGGACGGUGUCGUCGACGCGGACGACUAUGCUGCUACAGGAUGGACGACUAAUCUUCAGGACAAUAACAAGACGUGGACCAAGUUCUUUGAGUACUGUUUCGAAGCCGGAACAAAGUGCGCUCUGUCGAAUGCCGAGAUCACUGGACCUGAAGAGAUGCGAACGCAGGUCGAGAACUUUCUUCACGGACUCAAAAACAACCCCAUGCCCUUAGUCCAAAACGACAAUGCCUACAUCCUCACUUACCUCAACAUGAAAUCCAUCAUUCAUAUUCACCUGUAUCAACCCAUUCAGCUUUGGCCGCUGUUGGCAUUGGUUCUAAAAGCUCUGAUGGAGCAAGAUGUCUAUAGCGCUAUUUCAGCCUGGAAGUCGUGGAAGAGCUGGUCUUUUCCCGAACUCCCGGACUUUGCACCGCUGCUUCCGAACGCUCCUCACAUCCCUAUGCUAUCGGAUGUCUUCAUGGCACAAGAUCUGCCGCUCCCAACGAACUAUCCGUGGCAACUGGAGUCUGGCAUCUCCAUCCUCUGUGGGGAUGGCGACGACAUCACAUCUCGAUCGAAGAGAGACUUUACGGAAUACCUGGACCUGCUGCAAUCGCAAUCUCCACUGAUUGGAUCUAUCUGGGCAGAAAUCACCCUUCAUUGCGUGCACUGGCCAUCGGAUGUCCGACCUUCUGCCAAAAAUCGAUUCACAGGUCCGUUUCAGUCGAACCUUUCUGAUUACGACCCUCGCGGAAGUCCAUUGUUGCUCAUCGGCAACACGGCGGACCCGGUGACCCCGGUACGGAAUGCGAUCAAGAUGGCAGAACGGCAUGAGGGCAGUGUCGUUUUCACGCAGGACAUGCCGGGACAUUGCGCGGGGACUACCAAUCCGAGCGUGUGCACGUUUGGGAUACUGAAAAGGUUCUUCGCGCACGGCGAACUACCAGAUGCUGGACUUGUGUGCCAGGCAGCUGUGAAGCCAUGGGAUAUAUGA
Molecule: messenger RNA, 1833 nt
Organism: Cladophialophora psammophila CBS 110553
Lineage: Eukaryota; Fungi; Ascomycota; Eurotiomycetes; Chaetothyriales; Herpotrichiellaceae
Exons: 1
Coding region: 1-1833 (610 amino acids)
Source: RefSeq, a predicted model, not a curated record